GGCCCCUGCGGGACAACAUAAACAGAGAAAUGACCCGGGGUAUUGGCGCUACGCGGGGACAAGUCUUUUAGACAACAAGUAGCCAUCGGAUUGUGGUUGAGACGUUGAACAAAAUCAGAAGCUAGCUACUUGUAAUAAGAGUUGAAGAUGCAGCGUCUCCUAGCGUUCGUUUUCUUCAGUCUCAUGGCUGCUCUAGGUGAGAAGUCACUGUCCGAAGCCUGCUAUGCGAAAGCAAGGCGGUUUGUUUCCGAUGGACCUGUCGACGUCAAGUAUUACCUCCACACCCGUGAAAACGGCGGUACCCCUACUGUUCUGACGGGCAACAUCCCUAACGUGAGCGACACGCACUACCGCAGUGACCGCCCAACCAAAUUCAUCAUCCACGGGUUCCGCAGCCAGGGCGACCUUCCGUGGGUUCUGGAAAUGGCCAAUGCACUGCUGCAAGCGGAGGAUUUGAACGUAUUUGCUGUGGAUUGGCGGGAAGGCGCCGCAUCAGUAGUCGGAGUGACAUAUAUCAAGGCGAAGAAUAACUGUCGAACAGUUGGGCAGAUUGUUGGAGAGUUUGUGACCAAGUUGGGACAGCCCCCGAACAUGACACACAUCAUCGGCCAUAGUCUGGGAGCGCAUGCCGCGGGGUUCGCCGGGAUGACUGCACAGUCAGAAGCGAAUCUCACAAUCGCGCGAAUCUCGGGGUUAGACCCAGCAGGACCGUUGUUUAGAGGAAAUCCCCCGGCGGAUCGUUUGGACAGAAGUGACGCCACGUUUGUAGAUGUCAUCCACACAGAAACUUUCAUCCUGGGGAUAAAAGAGCCAGUGGGUCACGUCGACUUCUACCCAAACGAAGGAUGGCUCCAGCCUGGAUGUUUCUUAUCGGAAUUAAGCGCAUGUAGCCAUAGCAGGGCUCAAGACUUCUUUACCGAGUCUAUCAGCUCAGAGUGUCAGUUCCUUGCCUACCGCUGUCAUAGCUGGGACACUUUCAUCAGGAACCAACAGCUGCUAUGUGACGACUGCAGCCAUAUCGGUCUGAAUGGUGCCUGUUCGGUGAUGGGGUAUCAUUCCGUCAACUAUCGGAACUACGCGGGAGACAGCAUGUACCUGAUGACCAAAAAUGCGGACAUCCCCCCACACUGCAGGACCGGGCGUGCAAGACGUGACACUGAGACUGAGCAGUGUGUGCAGUCCCUGGACUCAGACUUGCGACAGGAAAUACGGGACUAUGUGGACUCCAUCGCCGACAUGAAGGAAAUGGGCUUGCAGGAAGACUUUUGCAGCAUGUAUUCCGUCAUGGAGGCUGGCGUGGCUAACAUCACAGCACCCGUGACCAACUGUGGACCUGAAGAUAUUCCUGUUAUCCUGGAGUACAUAGCAGACGGCAAGUACGACGCCGUGAAGGGCUGGGCAGUGGACCUGUGCCCCAGGAGCGGCGGUGAUCGCGCCUUUACUCUCAAGUCGGCAAGUUUGGUCAUCGGACUUCAGCUCAUCCUUGUUGUUACUUUGUGGGGUUAAAUGUAAUACUGAAUGUAACACAAAGUGUUUUGUUUUUGCUGCCUGAAUCUGUUAUUAUUAUUGUUAUUAUCAUUAAAUAGUUGCAGGAGCUAAAAGUUUUGUUGUGUGUGGGGGGGGGAGUAGUGCUAUGUCCCAAGUGCAGCUAAAACAACAGGACCUAAUUGACUCAUUUGCAUUAACUGUCUUAGCUUAACUUCCCUUUGAAAUCCAAUUGUCUUCAGCUUGACCUUGACUUACCUUUGUUUUCUUUGGAAUCGAAAUUGUCUUCAGCCUGAAUUGUCUUACAACGUUUCCUAUUAGACAGUGUCUUCAUUCAUAGUUAGAGUAUAAAAGACCUGUUUCUUCCAGAUCACUUCAGUGUCACUGACGAAAACUGGUGGAUUCCAGUUGAAACGUCUGACAAUUUCCAAAAUCCAUAUCCAUAUCCAGUUACUUGAGUAACUACUUUUUGGCGUAUCUUUUAUCUUUUUGGGGUACCUACUGGCUGGCAAAAUACACCAGAUGAUUAUUACCUGGAUGUGUAGCCUACAUCGACGUAUUACAAUAAUUGUAUUAAGUUAUCUUGAGUUGUUUGUAUUGUAAAUAGGUGACGACUUACGAAUGAAUGUUAAGUUAUUCAAGUUGACCUUUGAUUUCAUUUUGAUCAGUUGUAAUGUUUAUUGUGUUAUUUCAUGUUGGGGUCUCCCCGGCCCCCCAGGAGGCAUUGAAAAACGCCAGUAGGCGAUGUGUACUUUCCUGGAAACUGAAUAAACUGUUUUGUUUUACAUGUA
Branchiostoma floridae (Florida lancelet) is the source of this 2276-nucleotide messenger RNA. Its product is annotated as phospholipase A1-like. Gene Ontology annotation, molecular function: lipase activity. The transcript has 10 exons. Bases 148 to 1506 code for a protein of 452 amino acids. The record is from RefSeq and is a predicted model, not a curated record. NCBI's taxonomy places the organism in Eukaryota, Metazoa, Chordata, Leptocardii, Amphioxiformes, Branchiostomatidae. Gene Ontology annotation, biological process: lipid metabolic process.